AUAAAGUAAUUAGAUUAAUCCAUAUAUUCUUGAUUUUAUUUUUACAUAGAAUAGUAAUAUACACUAAUAGAGAACUAUAAUAGUUUCUGAAUAUGAGGAAACAAAGCCACCACUACUCAGUUCUUGUCAUGUUUGGAUCACUUCUCUAUUUGCCUCUAUUGCUGAAUGCAACUUCCAUAAGUCCUCAGGAAGCAGAGAAUCAUGAGGUGGAGUUUCAUUAUUGGGAAGGGCAUGAGAAAGGUCCAAGUAAAUGGGGAGAGCUAAAGAGAGAAUGGGAAGCUUGCAAGAAUGGGAAGAUGCAGUCUCCUAUUGAUAUUUCAAGUUAUAAAGUGAAAAUCAUCAAAAAUAUGGAUAACAAGAAAGUUUACAAGCCCUCUAAUUCUACUAUAAAGAAUAGAGGCCAUGACAUUUCAUUGAAGUGGCAAGGGGACGCUGGAUCCAUUUGGAUAAAUGGCACAGAGUAUCCUCUUCAACAAGUUCACUGGCAUUCUCCUUCUGAACAUACUAUCAAUGGCAGAAGGUACCCCUUGGAAAUGCAUAUGGUUCACCAAACCAAUGGGGAGAAAGUGAAAAAUAAGAUAGUAGUCAAUGCUGUCCUUUACAAAUUUGGCAAACCAGAUCCAUUUCUUUUCGGAUUGAGGAGGCACAUAUCAUCUAUGAUUGAUCAAGAAGGUGAAGAGAGGAAGUUGGGCAAGAUUGAUCCAAAUUACAUAAUUAGUAGUCCAACCAAAAAAUACUAUAGGUACAUGGGUUCACUCACUACCCCUCCUUGCACAGAAGGUGUCACUUGGAUAGUCAACAAGAAGGUACAAACUGUUUCAAGAGGUCAAGUGAUGUUGCUCCGAAAAGCUGUCCAUGAUUCUGCUGAGAGAAAUGCAAGGCCAGUGCAACCACAUAACGAGAGAGAGAUCCAUCUUUUACUCCCAAAGAGCUAAAUUCUGUCAUAUUUAAAUCGUGUGACAAAAGUCUACUAUUACUAGUACUCUUUUAGAACUAUUUUUUAUUUAUUUAUAGAAAUGAAGAAAGGAUGUAGAAAACAAAAUUUUAUUUGACGUCGGUACUGAAAUUUCAUCAGACUUGAAGGAAGAAUAUUUUGAUACUAAAGAUCACAA
Messenger RNA from Nicotiana tabacum (common tobacco), 1112 nucleotides. RefSeq names its product alpha carbonic anhydrase 7-like. Gene Ontology annotation, biological process: one-carbon metabolic process. NCBI's taxonomy places the organism in Eukaryota, Viridiplantae, Streptophyta, Magnoliopsida, Solanales, Solanaceae. The record is from RefSeq and is a predicted model, not a curated record. Gene Ontology annotation, molecular function: carbonate dehydratase activity; zinc ion binding.